Pygocentrus nattereri (red-bellied piranha) is the source of this 2996-nucleotide messenger RNA. It is a transcript of the gene atp6v1c1b, whose product is annotated as ATPase H+ transporting V1 subunit C1b. The record is from RefSeq and is a predicted model, not a curated record. Gene Ontology annotation, cellular component: lysosomal membrane; vacuolar proton-transporting V-type ATPase, V1 domain. The transcript has 13 exons. The coding region runs from base 163 to 1308 and encodes 381 amino acids. NCBI's taxonomy places the organism in Eukaryota, Metazoa, Chordata, Actinopteri, Characiformes, Serrasalmidae. Gene Ontology annotation, biological process: proton transmembrane transport. Gene Ontology annotation, molecular function: proton-transporting ATPase activity, rotational mechanism.
GUUGAGCUCAGAGCAGGUCAGUGACAGCAGCAUUAAAAACACAGAUUGACUGACUUCUUUUCAAAAAUAGCCCUCACUGUAAUUUUUGCUCGUGAUAUGCUUUACUGAAGUGACGGUCCUAUUCGGAAUUUCCUUUGCCUUUUGUGCUGUCUGAGUGAAAUCAUGGCAGAAUUCUGGCUGAUAUCGGCUCCUGGAGAGAAGACCUGUCAGCAGACAUGGGACAAAAUGAACAUAGCCACUACUCGCACCGCCAACCUGUCCACCAACAGCAAAUUCACCAUUCCAGAUCUCAAGGUGGGAACACUUGAUGUCCUUGUGGGUCUGUCAGAUGAGCUUGCCAAACUCGACUCCUUUGUUGAAAGUGUGGUGAAGAAGUUAGCUCAGUACAUGUCUGACGUUUUGGAGGACAGCCGAGAUAAAGUCCAGGAGAAUCUUUUGGCCAAUGGAGUUGAUUUAAACACCUACGUCACAAGGUUCCAGUGGGAUAUGGCCAAGUAUCCAAUCAAACAGUCCCUGAAGAACAUCUCAGAAAUCGUCUCAAAGCAAGUGACUCAGAUAGACAAUGAUUUGAAAGCCAGAGCUUCAGCCUACAACAGCAUAAAGGGCAACUUGCAGAACCUGGAGAGAAAGAAUGCGGGGAGCCUUUUGACAAGGAGUUUGGCUGACAUCGUGAAGAAAGAGGACUUUGUACUUGACUCUGAAUACCUUAUUACUAUGCUUGUAGUUGUUCCAAAAGCAAGUUACCCUGACUGGCAGAAGACAUAUGAAACCCUCUCUGAAAUGGUGGUUCCACGAUCUUCCAAUCUGCUGUUUGAAGACCAGGACAGUGGACUGUUCAGCGUCACUCUCUUUAGAAAGGCCAUAGAUGACUUCAAACUCAAAUCCAGGGAAAACAAGUUUAUUGUGCGUGACUUCCAGUAUAAUGAAGAGGAGAUGAAGGCAGACAAAGAGGAGUUGACUCGACUCUCUACAGACAAAAAGAAGCAGUUUGGGCCUCUGGUACGGUGGCUGAAAGUGAACUUCAGUGAAGCUUUUAUCGCAUGGAUCCACAUCAAGGCUCUCAGAGUUUUUACAGAGUCUGUCUUGAGGUAUGGAUUACCAGUCAACUUCCAAGCUAUGCUUUUGCAGACCAAUAAGAAGAACAUAAAGAAGCUGCGGGAGGUCCUGCAUGAGCUCUAUAAACAUCUGGACGGCAGUGCUGCUAUUAUUGAUGCCUCCAUGGAUAUCCCUGGUCUGAACCUGAGCCAGCAGGAAUAUUACCCCUACGUUUAUUACAAGAUUGACUGCAACCUUCUUGAUUUUAAAUAGAGCUGCACCAGCACAUUCUACAUCCAUGGGACACAGGGAAUUUCAGCAUUACAGGAAUGCUUCAGUGUCUUUGAGUGACAUAUGAUGUUUAUUUUAAUAAAUGAUGUUCUUUUUUUUUUUUUUUUUAGAGGUUUUCUCUAACAAAGAGUCAUAGGGGCUCACAGAGUUCACAGAGGACAUACAUGUGUCCAGUCUUAAAAUAUUGCCUGUUUCAAGUCUGCAAAACUCUUAUUUAAAUUGGCUUAUGACUUUUAAUGUCAUACACAUUUAACAGGUGUUUACUCAAGGUAUGUUGUAUAAUGUCAUACUUACAAUACCUGUAGGUUCACAUCAUCUGUCACUACCCCUUGUCCACUGACAUAACAAUUAUUUCCAAAAUGCAAAUUAUAAACACUUAUGUUCUUUUUGGAGUGUACUCUAAAAAGUCAUUUUCAGGCACCAACAAAGUCUUAACAUUAUCAUCGCUGAACAAAAUCUAUAUCUCCAUUUUUUUUUUUUUUUUUCUCUACAUAAUUUGAAAAUGCCAACUGUCCUUUACUUUGUGUCAGAAUUUCAUGAUUAAUGGACCAAUAUAAAUGUUUCAGAAUGACUUGGAAUCAGAUCUUGUUAUACCGAAUGUUGAAAAGGUUUUUUUUUUUCCUUCUUUUAUGAAGUUACUUUUUUGGACGUGCAAGAUUUUGUUUGAAGGUGAUGAUAUGUGGAACCUCUGCAUGCCUGUUGGAAAAGCAUUUGAGAGGGUUUCUCAUGAAGUUGCUUGAGAGAAUGUGAAGAGUGCAUAAAGUUGACAUCAAAGCAAAAACAGGCUACUUUAAAAAUGCAAAAUAUAAGAUUUUUCUUAUACUAUAGUUUUUUUUUUUAAAGAUCCAUAACUUUAUUGCCUUCAUAUCCUUCACUACAUGCCUUGCCCCUCAUGUGCACUCUUAACAUGAAAACUUGUAUUUUGUUGUGAUCGACUAUGAAGAAAAGAAAACGGCCGUAUUGACAGCACACAUACUCCUUUUCAAAUCAGUUUGAAUGCAGUAAACCCACUACAACAACGUUUUGAUAUAUUAGCACCUUGGCAGAUUGGAAACAGGCCUAUUUGGUCAUUUUGAAGCUUAAUUCUCACAUGUACUUUUAACCUCCAUUGAGUGACGUAAGAAAUCACUGAACUGACUGGCAACAUGUGAUUACUCUAAGAAAAAAAGCAUAUUUCACUCUAAAAUAUAGAACUAUUCCUGUAUUAUUUGUACUUUCUUGUUCACCACACUUUCUUCCCCCACAAAUCUCAAUCAUCUCAUUCCUGACAUUGUCGAAUGUAUCACACGGGCAUGUCGCCGUUUUUGAGUCACAGAGCUUCAGGGUCUGCUUGGUAUGUUUCAACAGAUUUCACGUGUUUACAGCAGAAGAAUAAUCUUGGCACUAACAUUCAGUGCUCUGCUACUGUGUUAUGGUCUGACACACAACCUGAGACUGAUAUCAUGUUUUUCUCUCAAAAGGUGCUGUUUCAGUCAGGCUUUUGAUUAUAAUGUCUCCUUGUGAUUCCAGUGUUUGUUGUGUAUUUGUAGAAUUAGUGAUUCUGUUUGAUUUUGCUGUCUAGAGCCAAUAUCUCAAUGUCUUGUCUGUCAUCUGUGAGGUCAAAAUUUAUUUAUAUUGAAACACAACAGUGAUCGUUGAUGUUAGAAAGAUCAAUAAACAUACAAAAAUAA